Clupea harengus (Atlantic herring) is the source of this 2861-nucleotide messenger RNA. It is a transcript of the gene vapal, whose product is annotated as VAMP (vesicle-associated membrane protein)-associated protein A, like. NCBI's taxonomy places the organism in Eukaryota, Metazoa, Chordata, Actinopteri, Clupeiformes, Clupeidae. Gene Ontology annotation, biological process: neuron projection development. The record is from RefSeq and is a predicted model, not a curated record. Gene Ontology annotation, molecular function: FFAT motif binding. Gene Ontology annotation, cellular component: endoplasmic reticulum membrane; plasma membrane.
GCGCGAGUGCGCGCCCAGGAGUCGCGCGUUCAAGUGCCUGUAUCCUUCAGCUCAUUCGCUCGCUCUGAAGGCAACGUUCAGUGGCUUCAUACAGGUUUGGGAUUUCUACUCUCUUAGUGACACCCCGGAACCGUCACUUAAGCGCAUCCCUGGCAAACAUGUCCAAGUUGGAGCAGAUUCUCGUUCUUGAUCCACCGAACGAUCUUAGAUUUAAAGGGCCUUUCACAGACGUGGUCACCACUAACUUGCGUCUGAAGAAUCCGUCCGACAGAAGAGUAUGCUUCAAGGUGAAGACCACAGCGCCGCGCCGCUACUGCGUACGGCCCAACAGUGGAAUCAUAGACGCAGGAGCCACUGUCACUAUCUCAGUAAUGCUACAGCCGUUUGACUACGACCCCAAUGAGAAAAGUAAACACAAAUUCAUGGUGCAGACCAUCUUCGCUUCACCCAACGUUGCAGAAAUGGAGGCCAUGUGGAAAGAUGCAAGGCCAGACGACCUCAUGGACUCCAAACUGAGAUGUGUCUUUGAUAUGCCUUCCGAAAACGACAUAGUGCGUGAGGUAGAUGCGGCUAAGCCUGUGCCGGUUCUGAACUCAUCAUUAGUGGACGGACCCGCGGGUCCCAGAGGCGGGUUGAGCGGUCCGGCGCUGGACGACACAGAGAUGCGGAAACUUCUAGAAGAGUGCAAGAGACUGCAGGCCGAGAUGAGCAAACUCUCUGAGGAGAACCGACAUCUCAAGGACGAUGGCUUGAGAGCGAGGAAGCCGAUAUGGUCGGAGAACGUCAUGUCUAACGCCAGCGCUCUGAUUGGUCGAGAGUCGGCCGUCAGCUCUCUCCCCUCCCUUCUCGUCGUCAUAGCAGCCAUUUUCAUCGGGUUCUUCCUGGGCAAGUUUGUGUUGUAGGCAGUGCAGGGGGGGAGGGACGGGAGCUUGUCUGUCUGUCUCUCAGCCUGUUUGUGUGUUUGUGUGUGUGUGUGUGUGUGUGUGUGUGUGUGUGUGUGUGUGUGUUUGUGUGUGUCUGUUUGUUGUCUGUGUGUCAGUCUGAUACUGGGGGGUUUACCAGGGCUGAAGCAGUUUAUCAUUGACUCUGCCAUAUCAUCAGUGGUGUGGCCUGCCUGAAAGUCACAUUCGCACACACCACUAUAUACAUCACUGCACAUACCAACAUGCACCACAACACAUACACUCAGAUUACACACACACACACACACACACACACACAUACAUACACACACACACACACACGUUAUAUACACCAUAGCAUAUACACUCAGAUUACACAUACACACUAUGUACACCACAAACGUUAGUUAGGGUGCGAGAGAACAGAGUGAAAAGCAGUGAUGAAGGACAGAGAGAGAGAGAGAGAGAGAAAGAGAGAUGGAGUGUUAAGGUGCGAGAGAACAGAUUGCAGUGAUGAGGGACAGAGAAAGAGAGAGAGAGAUGGAGUGAGUUAAGGUGCGAGAGAACAGAUUGCAGUGAUGAGGGACAGAGAGAGAGAGAGAAAGAGAGAUGGAGUGUUAAGGUGCGAGAGAACAGAUUGCAGUGAUGAAGGACAGAGAAAGAGAGAGAGAGAUGGAGUGAGUUAAGGUGCGAGAGAACAGAUUGCAGUGAUGAAGGACAGAGAAAGAGAGAGAGAGAUGGAGUGAGUUAGGGGGCGAGAGAACAGAGUGAAAAGCAAGGAUGAAAGAGACACACAUAGCACAUAACAGACGCUCAGUGCAUAUCAUGUGAACAUAUACACAACACACACACACUACAUGUCUUCUAUGCACAAACAAGUGCCCUACAUGAACAUUAUACACACACAAACACACCACACAAGCCAUAUUGACAUACACUUCACACACACAGAACCACCUACACAUCACACAAGCACACACACACACACACACACACACACACUUUUAGGUCUGGCCUGAUUUUCAAUCAGUCCCACCUGUACUACUUCCUGAGCAGAGGAGAGAGUGUUAUUCCUCUUUCACGUUUGUUUGUUUGUUUGUUUGUUUGUUUUGGGGUGCUGUCUGUAUGUUGUCUUGAGGAAGCACAGAGGCAGAGAGGCUCAAGGAUUGAGUGAUGAACUGUCCUCUAAACAGAAGAGAAAUAUAGAGAGAGAGAGUGACGGAGAGAAAGAGAGAUGAACGUACGUCCCUGUUCCUGUUAAAGAAAAUGAGAAACGGACUUCUUCUUCCUUUUCUCUCUUUCCUUUCCUGGAGUGUAUCCAUCCCUCGCUCUCUUGGAGUCAGAGUGGAGGGGGCCGGAGUGUCAUGUGUUUUUAAUUCAUUUUAAAGGAAAGGAAAAUAACUUACACUGUAAAAAACUACCCAAGAAAAGGAGCAACCGAAAAAAGCAAGGGAGAGAGUGAGUGUGAAGGAAAGAGGAAAGGAAGGGAUGGAAAGAAAGAAGGCCAAAGAGAGGAAAGGAGGAGAGUGAAUGAGUCCCUCCCUAAAAGUGCACAGUGUCCACACAGUAAUGGGUCACUUUGUUUAACAGUAUCUGUGUUUUCAUAACAUUUUGUCUUUCUUUUCCUCCUCUCUGUCUCUCUCUCUCUCUGGGAGUGUUGUCAGGCAGAUCAGAGACUGAGGUGCCUCUUACAUUAUUAUUGUUUUUGUACAUCUGAAUUCUCUUCCCUAACACUACCAACACAAGCUGUUAUACUGUUGUUAUUAUAAUUAUUAUUAUUAUUAUUAUUAUUAUUAAUGAUUCAUGCUUAUGUUUUGAUGCUGUCCUUACUGAGGUGUAAGGUGACUGAACAUGAACUCUUUGUCCCGCCCUCCUCCUAUCCCUUGCUAUUCAACGUUUCAGAAAAAAAACAUGGGAAAAAAAAAACAUAAAAACGAAUAAACACCAUAAAAAACAGGA